Messenger RNA from Stegodyphus dumicola, 486 nucleotides. RefSeq lists its product as uncharacterized. Gene Ontology annotation, cellular component: cytosol. NCBI's taxonomy places the organism in Eukaryota, Metazoa, Arthropoda, Arachnida, Araneae, Eresidae. The record is from RefSeq and is a predicted model, not a curated record. Gene Ontology annotation, biological process: deoxyribonucleotide biosynthetic process. Gene Ontology annotation, molecular function: ribonucleoside-diphosphate reductase activity, thioredoxin disulfide as acceptor.
AUGAGUUUUGUUCAAGAUAGUAUUUUUACGGGCCAGAUGCCUAAACGCUUAAUUGUUGCUUGUGUCGAUAAUGAUGCUUUCAACGGAAACUAUAAAAAAUCUCCCUUCGAAUUUAAGCACAAUCAUAUCAAUUUUAUUGGCAUUUACGUAGAUGGGCAACCUAUGCCUCACAAUCCUCUUCAACCUGAUUUCAUGAAUAAAACCUUUAUUCGUGCUUAUCAGAAUUUAUUUGCCAAUGCAGAAAACCGAGGAUUGUAUCUUUCGAGAUCAGAGUAUCCAGAAGGAUACUGCUUAUUUCUUUUCGAUCUAUCACCUGACUUGUGUGAUGGUUCUCACUUGAAUUUAGUCCGUCAUAGUAAUUUGAGACUGGAGGUAAAAUUCGGUUUCCCUCUGCCAAUAACAACAUCGUUAAUAGUCUAUGCAGAAUUUGAAAACUUAAUAGAAAUCAAUAAAUCUAGAAAUAUUAUCUACGAUUUUGGUAACUAA